CACAGCCAGAACAGCUCGGACACCAAGGGAUAUCGAGGACUGGCCAGGCGAAAAUGGACUCGAAAGCGACGAGGUGGAGAUGAGUUUGCUUGGAGAUGAGGAGAGGCGACGGGCAGCUGUGGGCGCAGAUGGGCUAGGAGCUAAAGAGAAGAGUAAGGAAGGGAGAUCUCUGUCCUCGAAGGACAAGGGUGGAAUGGCCCUGUUAAUACUGCUCUAUCUUAUUCAGGGUGUUCCACUGGGACUUGCAUUAGGGUCCAUGCCGUUCUUGCUGCGGGAGCAUCUUUCAUAUUCCCAGCUUGGUGUAUUCUCGUUAGCAAGCUACCCGUACUCCCUGAAGCUGCUAUGGUCGCCCAUAGUGGACUCGAUAUUUCUUCCGUCUGUUGGACGAAGAAAGUCCUGGAUUAUACCAAUGCAGGUCGUGAUCGGCUCAAUCAUGCUAUACAUAUCCUUCUAUUCGCAUGAGCUUUUGGAGAAUCCAGGAGAGAACGUCUACGGUCUUACAGGUCUUUUCCUCACAUUAGUCACGAUGUCUGCGACUCAAGAUAUCGCUGUCGAUGGAUGGGCAUUGACCUUGCUUUCGGAGGAGAAUCUCUCCUAUGCUUCGACCUGCCAGACAAUCGGGCUGAACACUGGCUAUUUUGCGUCAUUCACCGUUUUCCUGGCGUUCAAUAGUGAGGCAUUCGCCGAGAGAUGGGGUCUCCCUCGGCUCACGCUGAGUGCUUACCUCCGGUUCUGGGCCGCAGUGUGCUAUUUUGCGACGAUCUGGCUGUUAUUCUUCAAGAAGGAAGAUAAGGAGAACCUGGACCAAGCAGACAUGAACAUUAAGUCGGUAUACAAGAACAUUUGGGACAUAUGCAAACUCAAACACGUGCAAUCCAUGCUCAUCAUGCAUCUGUUUGCGAAGAUUGGCUUCCAGGCGAACGAAGCUGUGACGCAACUGAAAAUGGUCGAGAAAGGCUUAGGCCGGGAAGACCUCGCUCUUGCCGUCCUCAUUGAUUUCCCAGUUCAGAUUGUUGGAGGAUGGCUUGCGGCUCGUUGGGCCACGCCAGACAAACCGUUGCGUCCUUGGCUCUACGCUUUCUGGCCGAGACUCGGAUUCGCGUUCAUGUCGACCCUGAUCGUGUACUGGUUCCCCAAGCCUCCCAUCUCACCUGCUUUCUUCGUGUUUUUGGUUCUUCAUACUGUGCUACAGUCAUUCUCCUCAACAAUACAGUUUGUGGGAAUAUCGGCCUUCCAUACUCGUAUUUCAGAUCCACUUAUAGGUGGAACAUACAUGACGCUUCUUAAUACCUUCACUAACCUCGGCGGCACGUGGCCGCGUUAUUUCGUCCUGAAAGGCGUGGACAUGUUCAGCAUUGCGACAUGCAAGGUAAAGGAAGCAGGGGAAGAAUUAGCUCUCAAAGCUUCUGAAUGCGUGAGCGAUCAAGGGAAAGCUCAUUGUGCAGAUGUUGGUGGAGAGUGUGUCACGGAGCGCGAUGGAUAUUACUGGGUCUCGGCGAUCUGCAUUACGUUUGGCGUUCUGUUCUUUGUCUUCUACAUCGCGCCGACUGCUAGGAGGCUUCAAGCUCUUCCGCCAGCCAGAUGGCGGGUAACAUUAAAAUAAGGCUCUACUACGGACAACCAGAUGUAGCCAAAAGGAUGUAGAGUCACCGCGUAUAAUCAAGUAUUU
This is a messenger RNA of Gloeophyllum trabeum ATCC 11539, 1669 nucleotides long. RefSeq names its product MFS general substrate transporter. Gene Ontology annotation, cellular component: membrane. The record is from RefSeq and is a predicted model, not a curated record. Bases 80 to 1603 code for a protein of 507 amino acids. The transcript has 15 exons. NCBI's taxonomy places the organism in Eukaryota, Fungi, Basidiomycota, Agaricomycetes, Gloeophyllales, Gloeophyllaceae. Gene Ontology annotation, molecular function: acetyl-CoA transmembrane transporter activity.